This is a messenger RNA of Dictyostelium purpureum, 1143 nucleotides long. RefSeq lists its product as uncharacterized. Gene Ontology annotation, molecular function: pyridoxal phosphate binding; molybdenum ion binding; catalytic activity. The transcript is spliced from 3 exons. The coding region runs from base 14 to 1099 and encodes 361 amino acids. NCBI's taxonomy places the organism in Eukaryota, Evosea, Eumycetozoa, Dictyosteliales, Dictyosteliaceae. The record is from RefSeq and is a predicted model, not a curated record.
AAAAUAAAUAAAAAUGUCAGCAUUUUUCGAAUGGGUUCAAGCCAACAUUAAAUAUUUUGUAGGUGCAGGUAUUUUAGCAGCAAAUUUAUAUACAUUUUAUAAUUAUUUCACAGGUAAAUCAAAUAAUUUCCAAAUUUCUCCACCAUCACAACAAAGAGAUCACCCAAUAAGAGUUAAAGAAAUUUUCAUUUAUCCAAUUAAAUCAUGUAGAGGUAUUUCAGUUAAAUCAGCAAAAAUUGAUAAACUUGGUUUCGAAUUGGAUAGAAGAUGGAUGAUUAUUAAUAAUGGUAGAUUCAUUACUCAACGUCAAUAUCCUAAAAUGGCUCUUAUUCAUCCAUCAUUAUACAAAGCUGAGGAUGGUGAGGAGUAUUUAGUAAUUAGUGCUGAAGGUGAAAAAGAAAUUCGUGUUAAAGUUAAUGAAGACCUUUCAAACAAACCAACAACAAAAGUUGGUAUUUGGAAAGAUAGUGUCAAUGUUGUAGAUUGUGGAGAAGAAGCCCACCAAUGGUUAACCAAAUUCUUAGGUGUCGAUUUACAUUUAGUAAGAGUAGCACCAGGAUCAGAAUACCAUAGAAGAAUCCCAGAGGACUAUGUUGAUAAUAUCAUUGACAAUGCAACUGAGGAACAAAGAGAACAAUAUCAAUUUGCACUUUGUGAUACAUCCCAAGUUAUGAUGGUUUCAGAGUCGUCCAUUGAUGAUUUAAAUCAACAUAUUGUAGCCACUCGUAAGCAAAAUAACGAACAACAAAGAGACCCAGUCACUGUUUACAACUUUAGACCAAAUGUUUUAUUAUCAAGCUGCACACCAUUUGAAGAAGAUACAUGGACCCAAGUCCGUAUUUCUGGAUUACUUUUAAAGAAAGUUCAAUAUACACCACGUUGUAAACUUACCACUGUUGAUCCAAAUAAAGGUGUUCUAAAUCCAUUCGAUGACGAUGAACCACUUAGAACCCUUAGAGCUUACAGAGAAUUUGACCAAAAACUCUUAUUUGGUGUUUUGUUUGUCCAUGAACAAGACCAAAAUGGCUAUGAAAUUAAUGUUGGUGAUAUUGUGGAUGUUUUAGGUUCAACUUCUGAUCCAUAUCCAAUCAAAAAAUAAAAUUUUAUCUAAAUAAACUUUACCCACAAUUAUUUUUGUUAUCC